AUGCCCGCAGCACUUCUAUCCACCAUCACGUCGUCUCCAGCCGCGCAAAAUGAGGAGUCUACAUCAACUGUGCCGAUCUCAGAUCAGCAACGCAUGCACACGCGACUUUGCCCGACCUUCUGGUCGACCGUUAUUGUUCUCCGCAAAACCCCGUGGGGUAUGCACGAGCUUCUUCGUGGCCAGUGUCCGACGGGAUCGUCAAGUGCCCAGGAGGAAGGAGUUGGAGCCAUCUACCCGAACAUUACCACCCGCGCGCAAAACGAGGCCAUCUCUGCCUGA
Molecule: messenger RNA, 279 nt
Organism: Parastagonospora nodorum SN15
Lineage: Eukaryota; Fungi; Ascomycota; Dothideomycetes; Pleosporales; Phaeosphaeriaceae
Exons: 2
Coding region: 1-279 (92 amino acids)
Source: RefSeq, a predicted model, not a curated record